UCAACGAAUAUGCCAUCCGCACGCACCGAGUCCGCUUUGCCGCUUUGGCAGUUACGCGCAGAUUCACACGUGGCCUUACCAUCAAUCAGACGUGUCAUCGCUCUCUCGAAUCCCACUAUCACAGCGUAUUCGCAUUGCCAAGCCCAACUUCCUCUUCUUUUCUUCGACUUCUCCUUCUUUCAUUCGAGUCUGCGGAACUGCUGCAUCAAUGGAGUCCUGGGCGCUGAGGACGAAGAACUUCGUCUACAGAGAGCAUGAAAACUACAGUAGAAUUAGCGGCUUGUUUAAUUGGUGGGACAAUAUGGAAGAAUCCGGGGAUCUGCAACGAGUCAUUUUCUAUUUCUUGUGUGCGUGUUAUGCAUUACUCUCCUUUGUGGCACUGGUACAACUUAUCCGUAUCCAAUUGCGAGUGCCAGAAUAUGGGUGGACAACGCAAAAGGUUUUCCACUUGAUGAAUUUUCUUGUAAAUGGAUUGAGGGCUGUUCUCUUUGGCCUCUACAAGAGUGUCUUUCAUAUCAAGCCAAAGGUUCUUGAAAUAGUGCUUUUGGAUCUUCCUGGUCUUUUGUUCUUUUCGACCUAUACAUUACUUGUGCUGUUCUGGGCUGAGAUAUACCACCAGGCACGAAGCCUUCCCACUGAUAAACUUAGGCCUACAUAUUAUAUUGUCAAUGGAGUUGUAUACUUCAUACAGGUUUGUAUCUGGAUAUAUAUGAGCUCAAGCCAGAGUCCCAUAGCUGUGGAAGCUGCCAGACUCUUCUUCGCAGUUAUUUCAUUGUGUGCUGCUCUGGGAUUUUUGGUAUAUGGUGGGAGGUUGUUUGUAAUGCUGAGACGUUUCCCUAUAGAAUCUAGAGGUCGUCAGAAAAAGCUUUAUGAGGUUGGCUGUGUUACUGGAGUAUGCUGUACAUGUUUCUUGAUAAGGUGCUUUAUGGCUGCUUUAUCAGCUUUUGACAAGGAUGCUGAUAUUGAUGUCCUGGAUCAUCCCAUUUUAAAUCUCAUAUAUUACAUGUUGGUAGAGAUCUUACCAUCUGCUUUGGUACUGUUCACCCUAAGGAAGCUACCCCCAAGGCGUGUCUCGGAUCAGUAUCAUCCAAUCAGAUGAAAGAUUUGACUGCUUUAACUUGCAUCAUUCAAGAAUCUUCUUUGCGAGGAAACAGAAAAGAAGCCAAAACUGGAAGAGAGAAUUCAUCAUCUAAGAAGGGGGAUGUGUGGAAAAUUAUAGAAUUUGUUUUUAAAUUUCUGGUUAGUUUCAUAUGCUGUCAUUUUCCAGUCUCCUUGUGUGUAUGUAGUUUGGAAUCAAUAAAAUGCCAGUUCUAUUCAAGCGGCUGAAGGCGGUAGAGAGAUCAAAUGCAAGAGCAAAGGGUGGAAACAAGUGCAGCCAAGCCAAGUCCGGCUCUCUUCAAGAUGUCAAGAUUGGAUUCAGGAAUAAAAGGAUUUCAAGUUCUGAGUUUUUGUUGAGCUUCAAAUUGGCUUCUUGAACACUAGCCACUUAUCCAGUUGUUGACAAGUUUGCUCUUGAACUCAUUCACAAACCACAUGACCUUGUGGUUGUGGAUGAGUUUUUUAUGCUAACACUGACAAGUUUCUUUGCAAACUCUUAACAAAGUUAAUGAAUUCAUUUGAGAAAUUCAUGAAAUUCA
Tripterygium wilfordii is the source of this 1637-nucleotide messenger RNA. RefSeq names its product tobamovirus multiplication protein 1-like. The transcript is spliced from 11 exons. Lineage: Eukaryota; Viridiplantae; Streptophyta; Magnoliopsida; Celastrales; Celastraceae. The record is from RefSeq and is a predicted model, not a curated record. The coding region runs from base 209 to 1099 and encodes 296 amino acids.